Micropterus dolomieu (smallmouth bass) is the source of this 6355-nucleotide messenger RNA. It is a transcript of the gene pip4k2aa, whose product is annotated as phosphatidylinositol-5-phosphate 4-kinase, type II, alpha a. NCBI's taxonomy places the organism in Eukaryota, Metazoa, Chordata, Actinopteri, Centrarchiformes, Centrarchidae. Gene Ontology annotation, biological process: phosphatidylinositol metabolic process. The transcript is spliced from 10 exons. The record is from RefSeq and is a predicted model, not a curated record. Gene Ontology annotation, molecular function: phosphatidylinositol kinase activity. Bases 1017 to 2231 code for a protein of 404 amino acids.
AUUCGUUAAUAAUGUUUCAAUUGUCAAUAUGAAAUUGAAAUCUCAUAUGGGCAGCAAAGUAGCAUAGCCCUGGCGGAGGGAGGGGGUUGCAGCGAAUCAGGGCAGCAGACACUGCAAAGCGCAGGCUGUCACCUCCCCUCCGUCGAGCUGUCAGUUCACAGUCAGCACACACGAGCCUCAAGGCUGCAAACGGAGUUGACCACACGUUGAUUUUAAAUAACUGCUCCCCUGCGUUUUAAUUCGAACUGAGGCAAGAACAUGAAAGGAUACAGCCCUGUUAUCUCUACGGACUGACACAAACGUGCAAGAGGAGGGCUGGCGGAGCCGCUGGCUAGCUGUGAGCUGCUAUCUAAUGUUAAUAGUUAGCUUGCAAGCUAACGGUAGCUAGCUGGUGAGCGGAGUCGGUUUGUGCCGUCUGUUGGUUAGCGAAGGUCGGAGGGACUAACGUUAGCUGGUAGUCAGGAGCGUUUAGUUAGCCAUUCAGCAUCAUUAAUGUGUCAUUUUAAUAGUUUGUUUUAAGGCUGCGUGAUAAAGUGUGUUUAAUUCGUCACGUCGCUUCCGUUUGUUCCUGUCUUUUACGUUAAUUCAUUUUACGAAAUUUAACGUAUAGUUGAUGAUUGCUAGCUAGCAAGCUACUCGGCUAUGCUAGCGCCAGCUCAGUGAGACCUCAGUGCGGAGAGCUCCAGACUAGUCAAGGAAGGAAGAGAGGUGACUUAUGAUGUGGGCUGGGGCAAGCGGCGGACUGUUAGGCGAAUGAGAGCAGCAGUAUUAGCUUUAACACCGUAUUUUCCUUAAUUUUAGUCAUUGUCGAGGUAACGUUAGGACCUUAGCGUCAGUCAAGCUGUGUGGGACGUCGGAUGAAGAAAAUAAUAGGAGUACUUUGAUUUGCGGUCUGGCUAAAUGAAUAGUGUUGUUAUUACUAAGUCGUGAGCUGGUGGCCACUGUGCCACCUUCAAGGGAAGACACUCUGUCAAGAUUAUCGCAAAUACUGCAAUAACCAGCCAGUUUGCUUAAAGAUGGCUUCGGCGAGCAGCAUAGCCGCAGCUAUUGCGAGCAAAACGAAGACCAAGAAAAAACACUUCGUUGCCCAGAAAGUGAAGCUCUUCCGUGCCAGCGACCCUCUGCUUAGCGUGCUUAUGUGGGGAGUCAACCAUUCGAUAAAUGAGUUAAGCCAUGUUCAGAUUCCCAUCAUGCUCAUGCCAGAUGACUUCAAGGCCUAUUCUAAGAUCAAAGUGGACAACCACCUCUUCAAUAAGGAGAACAUGCCUAGCCAUUUCAAGUUCAAGGAGUACUGCCCUCUGGUGUUUCGAAACCUCAGAGAGAGGUUUGGCAUCGAUGAUCAGGACUUCUUGAACUCUCUGACACGCAGUGCUCCCAUGAACAGUGAGGCCCAGGGACGGAGCGGGGCCCGCUUCCAUACCUCUUACGACAAACGCUACGUAGUCAAGACCAUCAGCAGCGAGGAUGUGGCUGAGAUGCAUAACAUUCUAAAGAAAUACCAUCAGUUCAUCGUGGAGUGCCAUGGCAACACGCUGCUGCCUCAGUUUCUGGGGAUUUACCGACUCACCGUGGAUGGAGAUGAGACCUACAUGAUUGUUACACGCAAUGUCUUCUCUCACCGGCUUUCCGUCUACAAAAAAUAUGAUCUGAAGGGUUCCACUGUGGCAAGAGAGGCUAGUGACAAGGAGAAGGCCAAGGAGCUGCCCACCUACAAGGACAAUGACUUCAUCAAUGAUGGGCAGAAGAUCUACAUUGACGGGGAGAACAAGAAGAUGUUCCUGGAGAAGCUCAGGAAAGAUGUGGAGUUCCUGGCCCAGCUGAAGCUCAUGGACUACAGUCUGCUGGUGGGGAUCCACGAUGUGGAGCGAGCCGAGCAGGAAGAGGUGGAGAGCGAGGACAAUGAAGCCGAGGAGGAGGGCGAGAGUGACGGAGGGGGCAUUGGAACACCCCCUGACAGUCCCAGCAACACCCUGGACAGCAACAAGCCCCUGUCACCUGGAGAGUUUGAUCCCGCCAUUGACGUCUACGCCAUCAAAAGCAAUGAUAGUGCUCCCAGGAAGGAGGUUUACUUCAUGGCUAUCAUAGACAUCCUGCAGCAUUACGAUGCCAAGAAGAAAGCUGCCCACGCCGCCAAGACUGUCAAACAUGGGGCCGGAGCAGAGAUCUCCACGGUGAACCCAGAGCAGUACUCCAAGAGGUUUUAUGAUUUUAUCACCACUAUCCUAUCAUAGCCUUCAGGAGCAACAGGAGGGCACAGAGGCACAUGGGAAAGGGGGGGAAGGCAAGCAGGGAGCAGGGCAGGGGAAGAGAAGUGAUGGAGAGAAAACCCAUCGAGAGGCUGAAUACACAAGGUGCUGUGAUGGCGUUGUAUCACUCUCCCUCAUCCCUCCCUGUUUACUUCGCCCUCUUUCAGCGGGGUGCCACGCUCUGCAGCUAAAGAAAAACCCAUCAUUCGUUUACAUUUAACCUCUCCUAUGUUGAGUUUUGUUCAUGCGUUACUUUGGAUGACGAGUGUUGAAAGGAAGUGUCCAAGUCAUUACGGUUUUUUUUAAAUAGAAUUUGUUUUUGUCUUUAUGGUUGUUUAUGUGGGAAUAUGGCUUUUUUUUAUUGCCUCUAAUAUAACACCCAGCACCCUGCAGUUUUUUAUUUUAUUUUGAUGUUUUUAUUUGUCUUUCCCUUAUAUUGUUUGGGGGGGGGUUUAGAUGUAUAUAGUGUGAGGUCAAGGGGAGUGCAGAGGUGUCUUUGCAAAGACAUGGCAGGAUGUAAAAAGGAAGUUUGCGUUGAGCCUCGCCUAAUGCAAUCGCUUCAUUUCAGGAACUAGGAAGCAGUCUUCCAAUAGGCCAACAGCCAGACCCCCCCACCCACCCAAAUGCUAUACAAGUACUCAGCCAAACAAAUCUUCCCAUUUGUGUUCCUUUUCCAUCACUUGUUCUUUGGAUGCCUCCCCCUCUCACUCCUUCAUGUACAGUUGAUGAAUUGAGCUUCUGGGUUAUCCUCUUGCCACACACACAAACAAACACGUCUCAUCAGCUGAGAUGAGUUCACUUGUUGCAGUAAAUUAUAAUGCUUGUUUUCAGCACUAGUUGCGCCUCGUGGUUGUCAGCGCUUUUCCCCUUUUGCUUUGUUGUGGUGCGCAGUGUUUAAGAAUGAUUAAGGGAAGCAUGUGUUUUUAAGGGAGGAUUCGAGGACACAGCUUCUCUUAGGCGUUAUUUACUUGCAUAAACUCUGAAUCUGUUGGGCAUUGUUAUGUAGGCCUGGUUUCUGUUCCUGUGGCAGGGAAUGACCCAGAAGUCCUGUGUGGUUGAUUAAGAGUCAGCCACUCCUCGUUAUAUCUUCGUAAAGGGUGUCACAUUGAAACAUCAGCAGCCCUUAACUUUCUGUUGCCAUCAGCACCUUAUGAGUAAAAUCAAAAAUGUUGCACUUUUAUUUGUUAUUAGAGGUUAGGAGAUCUUGUUCUGUUACGUGCGCUGCAACAAAGAGGAAAAAUAACUCUGCUUUCAUAGAAUUGAAUCUUUAGAGGCCCGAUCUCAAAUCCUGUCUCCUCCGCCAUUUUUCACCUAUGGGUGCUUCUUAAUGUAAGGAUCGGUGGGGAAGAAUUUACUGCAAUAUUAGACGGGGAAAGAAGUUGGGUUUUGUUUACAGGGCUUAUGUAAAGUAACCUCUCCAAUCCUUGUUUUUAGAAGCGCCCCGUGGUGUUGUGGGUGGUGGGUUUUGGGACUGAGCCAACAGCGUGACCGUGCUUGCACGCUCAGGGCAGACAGAAGGCUGUUUACCUCCAGCAUCGUACCAGCACACACCCAAUGAUGGCGAACAAUGUGUGUGUGUGUGUGUGUGUGUGUCAGUGUUCAAAAGUUUUUUUGGGACGGGGGGGUGGGGGUAGAAAGGGGAGGAGGGAAGAGUAGCUGCAGAUGUAAAGAUACGUGUUGUUACGUCAUUAACACCAACAGCAUUGUCCUCUUCUCUAACCUCAGCUGUGAGUCUGUUAUUCAUCAUUUGUGUUGUUGACAUUUUUUAAAGGUGGUUUAUCUGUGUUUGAAUUUGGCAGUUUUAUGAAUUGAUGUGGUAAUAUUUUGUUUGUUUCUGUUUGAGGUGUUGUUGUUUUUUUGUAUAUUUUGCACAUGAGGAAAGGAACCAAAUGUUACGAAUAUGAUCCCAAUUAGUUGAUUAUGGUCUUAACAAGGGAAAUGCAAUAUACUCGUAUGUAAGUGAGAAACGUUGUGCGUGUGAUGUUGUGUGUAUCCCUUCUGGAUAACCAACUAAAGCAAGUAAAAGUCGUCAUCCUUGACUAUUCUAACCCAUGCAAAAAGCUUCCAUCAUAAUAUGUUAGUUUAAAUUUCAUAGAUUAUAUUCACAUUUAUAUUUUUACAUUGGAUUUUAGUCAUGAAACAUAGGUGUAUUUAAAAGAAAAAACUAAACGGAGCCACCCUUAGGAAUGAAUGAUGGUGCUGUGGUAAAUGAAGAAUGAUACUGCUAGAAUUUAUACAAUGCUUACUAUAGAUGUACUUUAAAAAAAAAAAGUCAUAAAAAAUUGCAUGUCACAGGACUAAGUUUCCUUUUCCCUUUGGUCUGUGUUGUUGGCUGUUCAGGUUCUCUUUGUGUCCCUACACUUUAACCAGAUUUGUGAGCUGUUCAGCGUAAAUUGGUCCCUACCAUGCUUUAAAUAAUGUGAUUUUCAUUGUAUACACUGUGCAAGAUGUGUGCCUUUAUACUCCAAAAUUAUUUAAUUUUAUAUUUUGUAACCUUUUUUUAAAACACAGGCAAAUGGUUAUUUUAAUAACAGGGUGUUUACUUUGACCUUUACAUUUCAUCCCCCCUGCUCAACCUUCCUCCACUCCAGCACCUCUGUGUUUAGAUAUUAUUUUCACGUUAUUCCGUCAGUUAAACUAAACAAUUCUAAUGAUUGUGUUUUAACAGACAAAAAAGUGAAUAGCUGUCUUAAAUUUGAACACGCUGGAUCAGUUUCAAUUCUGUACAUUCAAGUCCUUCAUUCAGAUUAUUCAGUGUUUGCAGGCGUCCCUCUCCUCCUCAGAGCGAGGCGGUGUCUGCUGAUAUUAAUCCCUUGUUCGUUGACGCUGGUCCUGCCUUUAGAAAAAGGGUGCGUGCGUGGAAGUGUAUUGUGGAAUGUGUGUGUGUGUUGUGGUUGUGUUUUCUCGUGCUUGUGCUCGCUAAGUGACUGCCCCUCCCAUUCCCUCCUCAGGAGUAUGUCGGCAUCUUCAUCACAUUUACCCUCUCACAUUUCAGGAAUGUGUCUUUCUUUUCUUUUCUUUUCUUUUUGUACAUUUUAUAAUAUUAUUAUUUUUGUGUUUGUCCAGACUUUCACUUACAACUCCUACUCAUUUCUAAAACAAGUUUAGGUUCUCUUGCUUCCUCACCUCCAUGUUUUUAUUUUGUAUAACCCAGAACACCUGUGUGUUUUCAGGGAGGUUGUCAGCACAUCCUGAGUCAAUGUUAGAUGAUAUUUCUGUGUUCUUUCACUGUUAAUGGGCAGUUUUGUUGUAACGUAGCCCAUGCUGUACAUAGGUUGUGUCGUAAAGGAAACAAGAAAUGAGGGAACACAAUCAUCUUCGAGUGUGCUUUGCUCUCUUUGGCUUCGCUGUAGUCAGACUAAUAAGCAAGUAAUAAACAGAGCAGUGCAUGCUGGGAGAGUGAGGAUUUUUCUGUUCUGUUUCGGGGAUAUUAACUCUCCUCUGAUGAAGUCCUUGCUUUUGUGACUUUCGCUCAUGAACAAGCUCCUCCACCCACCAGUCAACUUGCUGCCACCGUUAACUUGCCAAAAGCAUCUUUGAGCAGUCAGAACUACCCCACACGAGCUUAAAGAACAUUGUGUGUCGUAUAAUGUGUCUGUUUAGGUUUUUUUCUUUCUAUGUACUGGAAGCGAGAUAUGCAUUGCUGAUAUGUGAACAAACACCCCAGCGUUCAUGUGGUUUAUCAAGUGUUAAGGGGAAUUGGAUUACAAAUGCAAAGCCAGGCGAGAUCUGCAGAGAUGGAACCUUUUCCUUUUGGCCUUGAGUUUCAAAAUCAACAAAUUUUGUGGAGGAUUUUGAAAGCAACUGAAUCCUUUUUCUUUUUUAAAUUUGCAUGCAAAAUUGAAGUCAAGAGAGGCCUGGAAACCUCCCCUCCUGCAAUUGAGCUUUGGUCCCUAGUACUUAAAUUACUGUGUGUGUAUGUGUGAGUGUGUGUGUUUCUUUAUUGCUGUCUGACAAACAAUGGCUGGUGAGAGUUCCCUUUCAGUGGCAGAGAGGCCAAAAUGUUGAUGUAUGUUUAUUGUUCUUCACAUUUAAUGAUGACGAUGAUAAUAAUACACUCCAUUCAAUAAGCCUUCACUCAAACCAAUUAAAGCACUUGUUCUGCUUAA